AUGGAGGAUAUUCAGGCUCAUGUACUUAGACAAUAUUUGUUAAACUCUGAUUUCUGCUUAAACCUCAACCCAACAAUGACCAACCCAGCAAUGACCAACCCAGCAAUGACCAACCCAACACUCACCAACCCAACACUCACCAACCCAACACUCACCAACCCAACACUCACCAACCCAACACUCACCAACCCAGCAAUGACCAACCCAACAAUGAUCAACCCAACAAUGACCAACCCAACAAUGACCAACCCAACAAUGACCAACCCAGCACUGACCAACCCAGCACUGACCAACCCAGCACUGACCAACCCAGCACUGACCAACCCAGCACUGACCAACCCAGCAAUGACCAACCCAGCAAUGACCAACACUGACCAACCCAACACUGACCAACCCAACACUGACCAACCCAACACUGACCAACCCAACACUGACCAACCCAACACUGACCAACCCAGCAGUGACCAAGCCAGCAGUGACCCACCCAACACUGACCCACCCAACACUGACCCACCCAACACUGACCCACCCAACACUGACCCACCCAACACUGACCCACCCAACACUGACCCACCCAACACUGACCAACCCAACACUGACCAACCCAACACUGACCCACCCAACACUGACCCACCCAACACUGACCCACACAACACUGACCCACCCAACACUGACCCUAAAGUAUGCAAUUAA
This is a messenger RNA of Rana temporaria (common frog), 693 nucleotides long. Its product is annotated as salivary glue protein Sgs-3-like. Lineage: Eukaryota; Metazoa; Chordata; Amphibia; Anura; Ranidae. The record is from RefSeq and is a predicted model, not a curated record. The transcript has a single exon. Bases 1 to 693 code for a protein of 230 amino acids.